Aethina tumida (small hive beetle) is the source of this 1838-nucleotide messenger RNA. Its product is annotated as cyclic GMP-AMP synthase-like receptor. The transcript has 10 exons. The coding region runs from base 172 to 1692 and encodes 506 amino acids. NCBI's taxonomy places the organism in Eukaryota, Metazoa, Arthropoda, Insecta, Coleoptera, Nitidulidae. The record is from RefSeq and is a predicted model, not a curated record.
AUAGAAUGAAUAUUUGACGACGUUAUAUUGUAAGUUAUUAGUACACACCGGACGUGAUUUCUUAGAUAAUUACUGUGUGUUUCCCCGAAAGGUUAUUGUGUAAUUUUGUUGUAUGGUACUUCUUUAAGUGACUUAAGUAUUUUUCAUUUUGUACAUUGAGAUAAUUUUAUCAUGGAGGCGGUGUUAACAAAAAUAAAUGAAAAAUAUAUCAGGUUACCGGAUAUAGAAACAAAGAUUUACAAAAAAAUUAAAUCUCAUGUGGAAGAAAAGGUGAAGGAGGAGCUGUUGAAAGAUGAGACUUUCAACGGAUUGUUUGAAAGGUUCUUUUACGGAGGUAGUUUCUAUGACGAUUUAAAAGUCGGCAAGGCGGAAGAGUACGAUUUGGAUUUCGUGUUCAAUUUGCCCGUAUGCAUCAAACCCAAAAUCGAAGUCAGUGAUAAACAUGGCUUCGUAUAUUGCAAGAUCCACGAUUUUGCCAGCAUGUUAAAGAGACCCGAAAAGGACAAGUUUCUAAAGUUGUACGAUUUCUUGGAUAGCGAGAACUAUCUAUCGACCACCAAGGUCUUCUCUUGGCUUCAGGGGGUGUUACAGAAAGUCAAGACAAACCUGGACGGCACAAAUGAUAAGAACGAAUUCGUUAUAUCUCUGAGCGAAACGGAGACGGCCACGUUUCAUACUACCUGGAGCAUCAAAGCACCAGCUUUUACAGUCAACAUUUCGGGCGUACAUAACGGAAGGGAAAUGAAGAUGGACGUUGAUUUUGUGCCUUGCUUUCAAUUUUUGUGUCAAACUGACUGGCCCGGAAGCCCUUACAGGAAAAAUCCAAUAACAAACAGGGAUAAAUUCUUAAUAGUACCAAAAAAACCCACCAACGUGGACAAAAACAUAGACCGUUAUUGGAGAUUGUCCUUCCAGGAACAAGAAAGGGAAUUGUUCAAGGAUGACUACAGGGCAUUCAAACCAACAUUGAAACUAAUAAAGAAAUUACGUGAUCAACAAAAUCAUUCCAAGAUUGCCAGCUAUUUUAUCAAAACUCUUUUCUUGUGGCAGCUUGAAGCCACGGACAAAAAAUAUUGGCACAAGCCUCUUGCGGACGUAUUCAUGGAUAUGUUAAAAAAAUAUAAAGAAGCCCUAGAUGGCAAAAAAAUUCCGUACUACUGGAACAAAAAAUUUAAUCUUCUUGAAAAUGUGAGAAGCGACACUCUUGCUGGUUGGGCAAAUCAAAUCAAUAGAAUUAUAAACAAUAUUGAAAAAAGCGAAGAUGCUUUAAUAGUAGCCAACUAUCUCUUGACAUCUUCGGAAGUGGCGGAAAUAAAGUUGUCACUCGGCAACGUUAAAAAGGUGGCACUGGGCAACGUUAAAAAGGUGUGUGCCUCGCCACAAAACAAUAAUCCUGUUCCAUUUGCUCAGCUUCUAGACACCGAGAGCAACUUAUUUAACAAUCCUUUGACUUUCAGUCCAAGCUUUAAAAACAUAAAUGUUGCUCCACCUACUUCUUUGGACUUCAAAAUGGAGAAAAUUUUGGAAAAGUUGGAUAUGGUGCUGUCAAAGGUUGAUAAUAUUGAUCGGAGGCUGAAAGUGAUUGAAGAUCAUGUUAAGCCACCUCAAGUAAACAAUGAGAAUAAUAUAAUUGAUGAUUUGCUUUCAUUUAGGUCACUAACAUUGACUCCUACAAAUAUUAAUAACAUGUAAUAUUUUAAUAUUUUUUUAUAUAAACAUUCAAUUUAUGUUGUUGAUAUAUAUUUGUUAUACAUAUAUCACUUAAUAAACUUUUAGUUUUAUAUUUACUUUGAUCAGUGAUGUAUUUUUUUAAUAAAAAUAGUUUAUUUGUUUAUUUU